Molecule: messenger RNA, 3636 nt
Organism: Microtus oregoni (creeping vole)
Lineage: Eukaryota; Metazoa; Chordata; Mammalia; Rodentia; Cricetidae
Gene: Lgals12
Product: galectin 12
Exons: 9
Coding region: 428-1270 (280 amino acids)
Biological process (GO): lymphatic endothelial cell migration; intrinsic apoptotic signaling pathway
Molecular function (GO): integrin binding; lactose binding
Source: RefSeq, a predicted model, not a curated record
UGCACACGUGUACCACCACCAUCCCUUCCUCUGACCCGCUGAAGGCCCAGGUGAAAGGCCCUCGCUGAAAGGAGCCAACCCCAGGCUUCCCUUUGAGAUGGCGGAGUGCUUCAGACACAGAUGGGUUAGUUAACCGGCCCGGGACUGAAAGCCAGCUACCAGCCCCAAGACACGGCGUUUCUGCUAGCAGCAUUCAAAGCUGCUGCUGUGUACCACGGCUGGGGGCGGAGCGGGGGCUGGUAUGGGUCCUAGAGUGGACCACUGACCUUCCCAGGUCUGCUCCAAAAAGCAUUAGGACUCCAUAGGGAACUAACAGCUUGAACAGCUGUUGCAGAGGCUGAAGACCCUGCCUGGAAAAGAUUCGGUGGGGGACGGCGCUGCUGGAAUCAGGAUUGGCUGUUGAGUUGGAGUUGCGCCGCCUGCUCCCAUGUCCGCGGCUGAACACCUGGACCCGAUUCCUGACAGCUUCAUCCUGCAGCCGCCGGUCUUCCACCCGGUGGUUCCCUAUACCACAACAAUUUUCGGUGGCCUGUAUGCGGGCAAGAUGAUCUUGCUGCAGGGUGUGGUCCCUCUACAUGCACGAAGGUUUCAGGUGGACUUCCAGUGUGGGUGCAGCCUGCACCCUCGGCCAGAUAUUGCCUUCCACUUCAACCCUCGCUUCUACACUGUCAAACCCCAUGUCAUCUGCAACACCCUCCAAGGUGGAGUCUGGCAGAAAGAGGUCCGGUGGCCUGGUGUCACCCUGCAGAGAGGUGCUAGCUUCCUCGUCCUCUUUCUCUUUGAGAACGAAGAGGUGAAGGUGAGUGUUAAUGGACAGCAUUUUCUUCACUACCGCUACCGGCUCCCACUGUCACGUGUGGACACCCUGGGCAUAUAUGGUGACAUUUUGGUGAAGGCUGUUGGAUUCUUGAACAUCAAUCCAUUUGUGGAAGGCAGCAGAGAGUAUCCAGUUGGAUAUCCCUUCCUGCUGUAUAGCCCCAGACUGGAGGUGCCCUGCUCACGCACUCUUCCUCGGGGUCUCUGGCCUGGGCAAGUCAUCGUAGUUCGAGGACUGGUCUUGCAAGAGCCAAAAGAUUUCACCCUGAGCCUGAGGGAUGGGGCCACCCAUGUUCCUGUGACACUCAGAGUUUCCUUCACAGACAGAACACUGGCCUGGGUCUCCUCCUGGGGACGAAAGAAGCUGAUCUCAGCCCCCUUCCUCUUUUACCCCCAGCGAUUCUUCGAGGUUCUUCUUACCAGGUACUGCUUCUGUGCCAGGAGGGAGGGCUGAAGCUGGCACUCAAUGGGCAAGGGCUGGGGGCCACCAGCCUGGACCAGAAAGCCCUGGAGCAGCUGCGGGAGCUCAGGAUCAGUGGGAGUGUCCAUCUCUACUGCGUCCACUACUAAGGAGGACUCCAAGGGCACCCCAAUCAAAGAAGAGGAAGGGCAGCUGCAGCCAGGGCUCCACAGUACAGCCUCAUUCUGCCAUCCUCACUGGACCCUUGACCUGUCAUCGCCACGUCAGGCCUAUUCACAUCAGGUCACAAGAUUACCUCUACAAGGGCAUCAGGGCCCCACGACUAGGGAAGGCUUACAGCUCUGUGCCUCUUCCACCAGGAGCUUGGUAGCUCUGUUUUCCUAGACUGUACUCAAGGGGAACAAACUUUAUAACCUCACAAAGACAUCCACACAUUUAUUGCAUUUUAAUCAAUUCUGAAAGCAAGGAUCCAGGUCAGUGUUGUGUCCCUGCACUCAUCUUCAGCAUUCAAACUCUACCUUGGUCCUCCUUCCACCACUCCAUAGGGCCAUGGGGCUGAAACUCUAUCCAGGCCCAGCCUCUGAGGAGGCGAAUAGAGUGUGAAAAGAAAGCUCCAGGCCUAUGAUCAACACAUCCCAUCUAUCCUCACAGGCCCAGGCCUAUGGUCAACACAUCCCAUCUAUCCUCAUAGGCCCAGGCCUAUGAUCAACACAUCCCAUCUAUCCUCACAGGCCCAGGCCUAUGGUCAACACAUCCAUCUAUCCUCACAGGCCCAGGCCUAUGGUCAACACAUCCAUCUAUCCUCACAGGCCCAGGCCUAUGGUCAACACAUCCAUCUAUCCACAUAGGCCCAGGCCUAUGGUCAACACAUCCAUCUAUCCACAUAGGCCCAGGCCUAUGAUCAACACAUCCAUCUAUCCACAUAGGCCCAGGCCUAUGAUCAACACAUCCCAUCUAUCCACAUAGGCCCAGGCCUAUGAUCAACACAUCCCAUCUAUCCUCACAGGCCCAGGCCUAUGAUCAACACAUCCCAUCUAUCCUCACAGGCCCAGGCCUAUGAUCAACACAUCCCAUCUAUCCUCACAGGCCCAGGCCUAUGAUCAACACAUCCCAUCUAUCCUCACAGGCCCAGGCCUAUGAUCAACACAUCCCAUCUAUCCUCAUAGGCCCAGGCCUAUGAUCAACACAUCCCAUCUAUCCACAUAGGCCCAGGCCUAUGGUCAACACAUCCCAUCUAUCCUCACAUUUCCAUUUCCACUCAGAUUUUAUCUACAAUUGCUCAAUAGUUUGUGAAGCUUUGCCCAAAGUAACAACCACCACAGUUGCUUGCAUGGUCUUGGCUAAAGGAAAAUAGCCACAUCCCAGAAAAACACAGUGAUAACGGGGUCACGUUUUAGUCACCUAGCCUUGUAAACAACAGUGAUAAAAUUAUAAAAAGUAUCUAGGUGGGUCAGCGGCUAUGCUGUCUAUGUUUGUAUAAUGUUCACGCAGUGGCAAAAUGGUUGAAAAAUGAGUUUCUCAGAAUUUCUCCCUGUCAUAAAAUGAUACAUGGCUUAGCAGAAUGAAAUAAGGAAGACUAUAGAUGGUUUGAUUUGUUCUAUUCCUGGAAGUAGAAUCUGGGCUCACCUUACAAUGGACUUCGGAUUAUACCACUUGGAAAUGUUUCUGUGAUACCAUCCACAUGCCCGUGGCUGUGACAGGUCACUGGGUGGAAGAUGCUGAUGGAGGAUUCGCUAUUUUAUAACUUUAUACUCUAAGCAGAGAGUCAUUUUCUUCCCUCAUCCAUUCACCAAGAACGAUCAUACAUCUAUCAUGAAAAAAAAAACCUCAAUAAAUAUGGGGGGGGGUGACUUUUACUACCAAUAUGCCUUUAUUAUAAUCCAGGAAAAGUACAUGUCAGAGAAGAGGAUGGCUGAGAGGCAACCCCUAGACACCAAGGCUCCGGAUUCUGGGAAGAAUAUGGGCCAAAAAGAGAGACAGGCCACUUAGCCAGGAGCAAAGCCUGUGUCUGCUCUUACAUACCUUGAUGGUCUUCUUAUACCUUUAAAGCCAACCCAAAAACUAUGUAGAGAAAUUCUUUAUUCUCCUUAAAACUUUUUCUCAACUUUUCUCAGAUACCACAAUAUUUUUAGAUUUAGGUAUUAUUAGAUACCACAAUAAUCUUUUUAAAUAAACUUGUUAAGGACUUGAAAGAUGGUUCAGCAAUUAAGAGCACUUGCUGCUCCUCCAGAGAACCCUGGUACAAUUCCCAGCCUCCACAUGGCCACCCAUACCCAUCAGUACCUCCAGUUCCAGAAGAUCUGAUGCCCUCUUCUGGCCUUCACAGGCACUACAUGAAUGUGACACAGACAUACACAGGCAAAACACCCACGUAAACAAAUAAAAAUUAGCCAGGUGGU